UGUUUUUUUUUUAACAUGUACGUCGUCGACAAUUUCAUUUUGAAAGGCGCCAUCCAGAAGUGCUAAAUAGACUCGUUGAAUGAUAACAGUGCCGAAUCAGCUCGGAAGGGGAAGUUCACAGGAAGCAGAACUGAAUGAAUUGAAAUAGUCACAAUGAGACCAGUGCUGCGCUCUUCGUUCGGAUACGUGCUGUCGUUACUCCGUCCACCUCCAGCCUCUCAGACAAAACUUCUCUUUAAGUCCAGAGGUCUGCCCCUGUAUCUGAGAAACAUGGCCCAUUAUCACACGGAGGAGAGAGGACACCCGAACUCCCCCGACUACAGGAUCUUUUUUAAAACAUCUGAAGGAAAAUACAUUUCUCCCUUCCAUGACAUUCCACUUUUUGCAGACACAGAACAGGAGUAUGAUGUGCCACCUAAAAAACUUAAGAAGAGUGAGAUGGUGUUCAACAUGGUUGUGGAGGUACCCCGAUGGUCAAAUGCUAAAAUGGAGAUUGCAACAAAAGAACCACUGAACCCCAUCAAACAAGAUGUAAAGAAAGGCAAACUGCGAUUUGUGGCCAAUGUGUUUCCUCACAAAGGUUACAUUUGGAACUACGGAGCACUUCCACAGACAUGGGAGGACCCAAACCACACGGACAAAGACACAAACUGCUGCGGUGAUAAUGAUCCUGUAGAUGUGUGUGACAUUGGUACCCAGGUAUGCUUGCCUGGUCAGGUGAUCCAGGUGAAAGUGCUGGGCAUUUUGGCUAUGAUUGAUGAGGGAGAAACAGACUGGAAGGUCAUUGCCAUCAAUAUUGAAGACCCAGAUGCCCACAGGAUAAAUAGCUUAGAGGAUGUCCGCAAUAUAAGGCCUGGUCACCUGGAAGCGACAGUUGAGUGGUUUAGGAAAUAUAAAAUGCCAGAUGGGAAACCUGAGAUUCAAUUUGCCUUCAAUGGACAGUUCAAAGACAAGGAGUUUGCAGUUGAGAUCGUCAAGUCCACUCAUGAGCACUGGAGGGCGCUAGUGCAGAAGAACAGUAAUACUGGAGAGAUUGAAUGUAAGAAUAUCUCUGUCUGUGAGAGCCCUUUUAAGUGCACUGCAGAUGAGGCUAGAAAUGUGGUCCAAUUGACCCCUGCAUUUGGUAACGCACUCCCCGUAUCUCCAGAAGUUGACAAGUGGCAUUUUCUCUGAAAAUGAUUCUCAAGUCUUCGCAAGAUGUCUUACAAGGGAUUACCAGUGUUGCGUCUCGUUUUAUAUGUAAUUCAAAUUUUGAAAUGAUCUACUGUUAAACGCUCCACCAUUUGAAUUAAGUGACUGCUACACUGUAAAGAUCGGAGGGAACAAAACAAAAUGGCAAUGUUUAUUGAGGACAAAAAAUUAAUUCUUUGUGUUGAUCUUGAGUAACAAAUCACAAUGAAACACAUUUUUUAAGUUGUUAACAUACUGGAAGCAAUAGUCUUUAUUGUUUUGUCCAAAAAAUGUUUAGAAAUGGACAACUCAUAAGUUGACUUUUAUUAUAUUGUCCCAACUUUCCUCCUGGCUGUACAGUAUUUAAUAGUACUUAAUAGUACCGCAUAGCCAGGAAGUUGCACUAAUGGGCCACAAUGGCUUAUGAACUGAUCUCAGUUUGUGUUUUCUACGUUAAAGGUCAUAUUUUUCAAUGUAACCCGUAAUGUUUUUUUUUUUGAAUAAAUUUUUUUGUA
Lampris incognitus (smalleye Pacific opah) is the source of this 1685-nucleotide messenger RNA. It is a transcript of the gene ppa2, whose product is annotated as inorganic pyrophosphatase 2. Gene Ontology annotation, cellular component: cytoplasm. The transcript is spliced from 12 exons. Bases 154 to 1173 code for a protein of 339 amino acids. Gene Ontology annotation, molecular function: inorganic diphosphate phosphatase activity; magnesium ion binding. The record is from RefSeq and is a predicted model, not a curated record. Gene Ontology annotation, biological process: phosphate-containing compound metabolic process. NCBI's taxonomy places the organism in Eukaryota, Metazoa, Chordata, Actinopteri, Lampriformes, Lampridae.